CAGAAUUCUAGUAAGUUCGUAUAGAAUGAACUGAUCUAACAUCCCUAAAAUAGUGACAAAUCUUUGAAUCCGUGGAGACAAAAACGCUUCUUUGUUCUACAAAUGCAGCUUUUUGUAUUAAAAUUUACUUGUACGAAUAUAAUGGAAUAAAAAGAAAAUAGACGUUUUAAUUGCAGGAUCGACAUACAAUUAAAUAAUUAGGUUGCCACCUAACAAAAGAAAUCAUUCUCUAUUCCAGUAAUAUCAGUAUUUAUCGCUAAAUGAUAGAAACAAUAAAUAUCAUUUCUACGUCUCAUUUCCUUAGUGCUUAAUCACUCGAAACCAAAAAAUAUAGAAUAGAUAAGAAACAGUAUGAGUGUACACAUGGCUGGUUCUACAGUUGGUCCUUCUAACAAAGGAAAGUGUUGGCAAGUUAUUGAGCAUAAGUAAACAUUGGAUAUUUUCUCUUCAGAACUUAUUAUUUUUCCUUCAAUUUAUAUAGUGUUUUAUCGAAUCACAUGAUAAAAACGUAACGAGUAUACUCAUUUAUCUGUUUAACGCGUUCGCGACAGAAUUUGCCAUCAGUGGUUCCGCCGCCAGACAAGAGAAAAUAUAAAAAACAAUUGAAUUAAUGAAUUCUAAACUGUGCUACAGAACAAUAGUAACGUAAUUUUGUAUUUAUGUAGAUAUACAUAGCUCAAACGCAUGACGUAAAUUUUACGUAAAAUAAUAAAUAUGGGUGAAAAAGUGCCAAACAAAGCGCAACCACCAGCACCACUAAAAGCAAAUGGCAAUUUGGAUAAGAAUUGGUGUACCUGGAGGAGUGAUUUCAUAGAAUUUAUGAAAGUGGAAGAUCCCACAGAAUCGUACAAAAAUAGAUGGGGAACGUUUCUUUUGAUGUUUAUUGGUCCCAUAGGGCAAGAAGCUUACAAAAAAGUAUCUUUGGAUACAUUUUUAGAUAAAGAAAAUUUCGAUGCACUGCUUACAAAAUUGGAUUUGUAUUUCAUUUUUGGAACUAAGGAAAUACAAUAUAAAGAGAACAUCAGUGACUAUGUCAAUAAUUUAAUGGAAAUUGCUAAAGCAAGCAAUCACAGCGAUGCUCAAGAUAUUGUUAAACAAAAGGUUAUCAACGAUAUUAUGGGACUGAAAUCCGAUAAAGAUUUUGAAACAUUUUUACAGUCUUUGAAUUUGAGUGAAAUUAUUUCUGAAUGCAUGUCUUUACAAAAAUUCUCAAAUCAAAAGGACAAAAAAACCAAUCCUGAGCAAACCUUUACUAAAAAACGUCUCAUAGAUAACAGUUUAAGCGUAUGUGUCAGAUGCGGACUGCAACAUACACGCAAUAAAUGUCCUGCGCAUGGAAGCCAAUGCAACAACUGUAAGAAGUUCAAUCAUUUUACAGAGAAGUGCAAAACUAAUGUAAAAUUUGUUGACAAUUGUUCCAAAUGUGGAACUGGGCAUAAGCAAAUAGAAUGCCCUGCUUUUGGAUAUGCAUGCACAAAGUGUGGCAAAAAUAAUCACUAUUCGUGGAAGUGUCAAGCUCCUAUGGUGAGAAAUUGCUCUAGAUGCGGCACAGACCAUAUCAUAUCUCUAUGCCCUGCACAAGGAAAAGAGUGCUCACGAUGUAAAAAACCUAACCACUUGGAGACAAAAUGUAUCAGCAAAUAAUAUAUUGAUAUAAAUAAAUAUUUUUAAAUUUAAAACACUCGCAAGCAAAGAUAAAACAAAUAUAAAAAAAAGUAUUACUAAUAAUAAUCGACUCAGCACAUUUGUAGCUUCGUAUUCCCUUAAUUUUGUUAUUACGUCAUAAAAAAAAAUAAAAACGGUGAAAAUGUACUAUUUUCUAAUCAUAUAAUAAACACCAAUUACAUGUG
Messenger RNA from Hylaeus anthracinus, 1850 nucleotides. RefSeq lists its product as uncharacterized. The transcript is spliced from 3 exons. The record is from RefSeq and is a predicted model, not a curated record. Bases 715 to 1644 code for a protein of 309 amino acids. Gene Ontology annotation, molecular function: nucleic acid binding; zinc ion binding. Lineage: Eukaryota; Metazoa; Arthropoda; Insecta; Hymenoptera; Colletidae.